This is a messenger RNA of Pristis pectinata (smalltooth sawfish), 1977 nucleotides long. RefSeq names its product isochorismatase domain containing 1 (gene isoc1). Bases 106 to 993 code for a protein of 295 amino acids. NCBI's taxonomy places the organism in Eukaryota, Metazoa, Chordata, Chondrichthyes, Rhinopristiformes, Pristidae. Gene Ontology annotation, cellular component: cytoplasm. The transcript has 5 exons. The record is from RefSeq and is a predicted model, not a curated record.
GUGACGCCUGGCCGGGUCGGGCAUGGCCCAUAGGGUUGGGCCAGAGAGCACUGCUCCCCGCCUCGUGUGAAGACGGAUGGGGAAGCGCGGAGUCCGGUGCUGUGGAUGUCAGGGUUAAAGUCGGUGGGGGCGGAUGCUCGGGCAGCCCAGCUGAAGAUGGCGGAGGCGCAGGUGCCGGUGCUGUUCUGCUUCUCGACCUUUUGCCGGCCGUGCGCCGUGCCGGCCGGCUCGGGCCAUGAGGUGCUCAUCCAGAAGUUCCUGGCGCUGUACGGCGGCCUGAUCGGCGUGCAUCGAAAGUUCGUGAUCCAGCAGUAUUCGGCCGAGUGGGGCGAGUACAUCGACCUGCCCAAAGGGUUUGCAGUCACCGAGAGGUGCAAGCUCCGGCUGGUGUCCCUGCAAGUGCCGAUGACUUCACUGGGAAACCUUGUAGCCUCGAGUACUGUGUUUUUCUGUUGUGACAUGCAGGAAAGGUUCAGGCCUGCAAUCAAGUAUUUUGGAGAUAUCAUAAGUGUGGGGCAAAGGCUGCUCCAGGGUGCCUACAUUUUGGGAAUUCCUGUUAUUGUUACUGAACAAUAUCCAAAAGGACUUGGGAGUACUGUAGCAGAAAUUGAUGUGACAUCAGCCAAGCUGGUAGUACCUAAAACUAAAUUUUCAAUGGUUGUACCAGAGGUGGAAGCGGCUCUUAAUGAAAUCCCAGGCAUUCAAAGUGUUGUGUUGUUUGGAGUAGAGACUCAUAUCUGCAUACAACAAACUGCCCUGGAUCUGAUUGGAAGAGGCCUUGAAGUGCAUAUUGUAGCUGAUGCAACUUCUUCAAGAAGUAUGAUGGACAGAAUGUUUGCUUUAGAGCGUCUAGCCCGGACAGGGAUUAUAGUUACUACCAGUGAAGCUAUACUUCUGCAACUAAUUGGUGAUAAGGAAAAUCCCCAUUUCAAGGAAAUUCAAAAUCUCAUCAAGGCAAGUGCACCAGAGUCUGGGCUUUUAUCCAAGGUCUAAACAAAAUAAAGCCAUCAAUAAAGCAUCUAGCAAAGGAUUCAUCUGAAAAAAAAACUGGAGACGUAUUUAAUUUUGGCAUACAUCAGGCUUAAGUGCUUAAAAUUGUUUGGGUAACAAUAUGAUCUUUUUAUAGUCACAUCUUGCUGUCUAUCUGUUAUUAUUGCAGGCUUUGAAUAUUAUGGAAUAGUAUUUCAUUCAGGUUAACAGUGCAUAUUUAAGCAGGUAUGAAUUAAUUGUAUAAAGCUAGAGUAAAUUUGCAUGAUUUUUGAUUAAUUGUGCACUUUGUAAAUGCAAUUACAUUUUGUUCUGUAGAGUCAUUUUGUAAACUACUGCAAUCAAUUAAACUGCUUUAAAAAUUUACGGUAUGUUAUAUUGGGUAUCUUCUUGUUUGAUUGGAGGAGAUCAGAUGUAGUAAAUGUCAACCUCGAGUCAAAGAUGGUACAAAUUGCAAUUCAGUUAUGUGAAGGAGACUGGGCUGCUAGAACACAUUUAAUCCACUGGCAUUAAAAUUAUUUUACCUAAGGUGCUGAGUGGCGUGAAAAAAUACUCUCCCACUUCUUUUAUGCUUAUGUAAAUGUAAUAAUCCAGUCAAAUUAUAGACUCUGGUUUUCUGUGACCAUAACACCAGACAUCUCGUAUUGUCUGUAAUGUAAUCAUCUUUGCCCGUUAUGUAAUGGUAUCCUUUAAACAGGCUGUUAGUAUACUAUUGUUAAAAAGUAGGUAGUAUUUCCCAGUGCCCUUAUUUGUUGCAUUCACUGGUUGAAGGUAAGGAGUCAUUCUGUCUACAGUACAGUUUCAGCAUGACUAGUCUAAUGUCUCUGAUUUUUAACUUGGUGUCUUGGGUUUGUUGUGGAGGAUUUCUAGCAAUCGUCCCCCUUCUGGCUGGUCUUGUCAUGUUUAAACUACUUUAUCUGAUGUGUAAGGUCUCUUAUUUCCUUUUGGCUGCUCGUUUUCAAUAAAGAAGAUUUGCACAGCUGAUUUGCA